Messenger RNA from Polistes canadensis, 1578 nucleotides. RefSeq lists its product as uncharacterized. NCBI's taxonomy places the organism in Eukaryota, Metazoa, Arthropoda, Insecta, Hymenoptera, Vespidae. The transcript is spliced from 2 exons. The record is from RefSeq and is a predicted model, not a curated record. The coding region runs from base 775 to 1269 and encodes 164 amino acids.
GGGAGUCUAUAAUAUUAAGCCUGUCCAUUAUCAGCGUUGAAAUACUUCGAUAUAAGCACCAUCGACAAAAAGCAUAUCGAUGCAACUGACCAAUCAUAGAGCACUUAGAUAACCAAUGGACACCGCUAAUGAAAAUUAAAUUUAUUCAAAAAUUUGUGAGAUUACAAAUAAUAGAUAAUUGUUGAAUGAUUUUAAUUGAUUUCUCGAAUUUAUCUCGAAAUUGUAUUAAAUAAUUCAUACUUUUGAUUAAUUGACAUUCAUUCAAACGAUAUCUUAAGUCUCUCUAUCAAGUAUAAAAUUAUAAUAUUUAAAUGAUAAUACAUUUGCUUAAACGUUACAUAGCUCUUAACACAUAUUUUUACUGUAAAAUAAUAUAAAUUCGAUAUUUGAACACAGGUAAAUAUUGAUUGUAAUUUUGUCGAGCGAUAUAAAUAAAAACAAACGUACGAUUGAUUUUUAAGCUGACCGAGAUAGUCUAUUUUCGAAUUCCAACUAGGGAAUAUCGAAAAUUUUUCCUCCUAACAAUUAAGCUUAAAUAAUUUAUAUUUUCGAUUAUUUUACAUUUAUUUGAACAGUUUUAUUAAUGUACGUGUAUCUAGCACGUGAAAUAAAUUUUUCUGAUUUAUUUCCAACGGUUGAAAGUACGCAUUUUUCAAGUUUAUUCUAAAAUCUAUUUUAACGUUCUUUUUAUGUAACGAUCUAAUUUAAUUUUAAUUUGUUUUUCUAUUUAUUGUAAAACGUAAUUAGUUAUGUCAUAUACAUGAUAUUCUAACAAUGGAGAUAUUUGGGCUUACUUUGACCGGUUAUGGCAAUUAUUUUACUGAAACAUUAAGGAAAGAUUAUCGAGAACCUAUUAUACUGCCGAAUGUUAAAGAAAUUCUAGAAGAACGUUUACGUUGUAAUAAAAAUAUAAGUUUUAGCGAGAUUUAUAAUAAACUUGAUCCAAUCCUUGGCACUGCCGAUGGCUUUUCAUAUGGAAGUAACAAGCGCAUGCAUUUGCAAAGAAAGAAGGGUUUAUGGAAACCAGUUGGACCUACAGAUAUGUAUAGAAUACCAAUAACAAUAGCCCAAGAGAUUGGAUUUUGGACAGAGGAUUCUUUAUUAUCCCAAGCAAAUUGGAUAAAGUCGACAAUAAAUUAUGGCAGAAGAAACAGCGACAUGACUAAGUAUAUUGCACACGUCAUAUCUUUACAUGUAUGCAUAAUAUGUAUUUUACUUUCCAGUACAUUUCACAAACUAAGACUCGCCGAUUCAUUGGUAGCUCUUUAGAGAAAUUCAUUUGAUUGUCAAAACAAUCCUUUUCAACUUGCAAAAUAAUGAAAUUAAUAUUGAAAUAUCUAAUAAUAUAAUUACAAAUUUUUUCUUUGAUUCAAAUCCUACGUAAUAAAAUAAGGCAUAAUAUAGUUUGUUAUAUAAGAGAUAUUUAAAAGAGUUUUGAUUAGUGUUUGAGUGAAUCGAAAGAAUAAAUGAAUACAAUAAAUAAUAGCUUAAAAUUGUUAUAAGAAGAUUGUAAAUCAAUUCCUAUUCAUGGCUGUGAAACUCGGUAAAGACAUUAUUAUUCUUAUAAUAUAUAUACGA